AUGGUGUUUAUUCACGGAGAGUCGUACGAAUGGAACUCUGGGAAUCCGUACGACGGAAGUGUCCUGGCGAGCGUCGGCAAGGUCAUCGUCAUCACCAUCAACUUCCGGUUAGGAAUUCUUGGUUUCCUCAGCACGGGAGAGUCUAGCUGGGAGCAGACAGCUACGGCGCGCGGUAACUACGGACUACUGGAUCAGAUCGCUGCUCUGCACUGGGUCAAGGAGAACAUCGAGAGGUUCGGGGGAGAUCCGGACAACGUAACCAUAUUCGGACACGGCUACGGAGCGGCCUGCGUGAACCUACUCAUGCUGUCACCGUUUACCGAACGUCUGCGUCUCUUCCACCGAGCCAUCAUGAUGAGCGGAUCGGCUCUCUCCAGCUGGGCCAUGGUCGAAAACCCGAAGCAGUAUGCCGUACGAGUCGCUCGUGAGCUGGACUGCUACCCGCGUGGCGCCGACGGCAAACCCGCCAUCGACAUGCAAUGCUUGCGUCGCAAACCCGUCGAGGCGUACAUGCGAAUCGACAUCGAAGCGCCGACGUACCUGACGGCGUUCGGACCGGCCGUCGACGGCAUCACCGUCAAGAAGGACCCGCUGCAUCUGAUGACGUGGGAGAACUCGCGCUUCGGCAUGUACGACCUCCUCUUCGGCGUCGCCAAGGAGGAGGCGUACAACUUCUUCAAUGCCAACGACACGCGCAGCGGCAUCGACGACCGCCGACGCAGCGGCCUGCUGCGGACGUUCGUGCGAAAUCUGUUCGUCUACCACCAGAACGAGCUCUACUGGUCGGUAAUGAACGAGUACACCGAUUGGGAGAAACCCUUUCAGCAUCCGCAGACGCUCCGCGGCAGCCUCCUGGAAGCGUUCGGCGACUCGCAGUUCGUGGCGCCCGUCGUCGAGGCGGGGAACCUGCACACGUACGUGCACAUCGACACCUACUUCUACGUGUUUAGCUAUCAGACGCGCCGCGGCGACGUCGGCGACGACGUCGGCUGCAUUCACGGCGACGAGCUGCAGUACGUGUUCGGAGCGCCGAUCGUCGGCGGUAGCGGACUGCGACACUUCGUCGGCAACUACUCGCGCCAGGAGAAGCUUCUCAGCGAGUCCGUCAUCACCUACUGGACAAACUUUGCCAGCACUGGGUGA
Molecule: messenger RNA, 1143 nt
Organism: Priapulus caudatus
Lineage: Eukaryota; Metazoa; Priapulida; Priapulimorpha; Priapulimorphida; Priapulidae
Product: neuroligin-1-like
Exons: 3
Coding region: 1-1143 (380 amino acids)
Biological process (GO): postsynaptic membrane assembly; presynaptic membrane assembly; chemical synaptic transmission
Cellular component (GO): synapse; postsynaptic membrane; cell surface
Molecular function (GO): cholinesterase activity; signaling receptor activity; neurexin family protein binding
Source: RefSeq, a predicted model, not a curated record